Iphiclides podalirius (scarce swallowtail) is the source of this 6270-nucleotide messenger RNA. NCBI's taxonomy places the organism in Eukaryota, Metazoa, Arthropoda, Insecta, Lepidoptera, Papilionidae. The record is from the annotation of a GenBank genome assembly.
AUGUCGCGUGAGGUAUCGUCGCAUUUGCAAGAACUACAAUUUAUCUUCGCACUGGACGCCGCGGCAAUUAAUCAGCUGGCGUUGUCAUGUACAGACCUCGGCUCCGGUUACGGGAUGUCGGCAAUAGAUCCCGACUGCGGUGUCAACGCGAUCGUGAACUACACACUACCGGAGCAGACAGUUGCGGCCAGAUCGCAAUUCUCAAUAAAACCUGACACUGGAGAGCUCUGCGUCGCCGCAUCACUAGACCAUGAGCUCAACAGUGAUUUCGAAUUCCCUGUCGUCGCAACUGAUAGAGGGGGCCUGUCCACGACCGCCAUGGUGAAGAUCCAACUGCUCGAUAUCAACGACAACGUUCCCGCGUUCACUGUUAAGGACUACAACGUGUCUUUGAAGGAGGGGAGGGUGUCAUCCAGCGAGCCUAUCGUCGCGGUCACCGCUACGGACGCGGACUCUGGAAGAUUCGGGACAGUAACCUACAGGAUCAUCAACGGGAACGAUAACGACGUGUUCAGGAUAGACCGCAGCACCGGCGAGAUGUUCGUCACAAAGCCAGCUCUUAUUCAGGCGAACGGCAAGUUCGAUUUGGAGAUAUCGGCGACCGACGGCGGUGGACUGACCGCACCCCAAGGGGCCGUCGUCCACGUCAACGUGAUGCCUACUGGCGUCGGCUCAGCGUUAUUCGACAAGCCCAGAUACAAUUUCCGAAUCCGCGAAGACGUUAGGAGCGGAACAAUCGUCGGCAAUUUGAAAGCCACCGCCGGAGGAGAUCUUUACAAGUCUUUAAUUGAAGGCGGGCGUUGGGGCGUGAGGCAGAUAAUCGGCGGUGGCAUUAAUGAUUUCAAUUUAGAGGGGUCUGUGCGAAUAAAUUUUCGUAAUGACGCGGCACGGGCGGGCCCCGUAAAAUCUCCGAAAACGAGACGAAACCGCGUCACCGGCUGUAUAAAGAGGAGGGACAAAGGGACAUCGGGGCGGCGGGACGGGGCGGGGGAGGGGCGGUUGCUGGGGACCUGUUACAGGGACAAAGACUGCCGAGAACGUAAGCAGCUCGUCCGAUACAGCAUAGUUUCGGGCGAUCCCGACCAUCACUUCAGCAUCGAACCUCACACCGGUGCUAUCAGAACGUCAACUCAACUAGACAGAGAGGUGACGUCCUCGUACCUGUUAAACGUCCGAGCGGCUAACAGCAAUCCAGCCAGUUACGACCAAACUCAGGUUCAGAUAACGCUGGAGGAUGUGAACGACAAUGCUCCAGAAUUUGGCACAUCAUCGGUUAAAGUAUCCGUGGCGGAAUCAGCGUCCAUUGGAUCUGUAGUUUACGCGGCGAGAGCUACCGACGAGGACAACGGGAAGAAUGGAGAAAUAACGUACACACUGCUCUCUGCAACCGGUCCUUCAAAUACCUUUGCUGUUAAUUCACAGCAUGGUCUGGUUACUCUUUUAAGGCCGCUGGAUUACGAAAACCUUGUCAAACACACCCUUAUAAUUGCCGCUAGAGACGGCGGGACUCCUCCGCUAAGUGCCAAUUUAACUUUAGUGGUCGACGUACAGGACGUCAACGACAACGCACCCGUUUUCGAACAUGACUCGUAUAGCGCUAAUGUAUUAGAAUCCGAAGUAGUAAAAGCAAAGAUUCUGGAAAUCCAAGCGAUAGAUAAAGACACCGGAAACAACGCUCGCGUAACAUACAAAAUUUUAUCGGAAAAUAACACAAACGAAGAGCAUUUUAACGUCCAGCCGGCGACAGGCUGGGUUUAUCUAACAAAACCCCUCGAUAGAGAGACGAUGGCGAAGCACAAGAUGUCUAUAAUUGCCACCGAUAAUGGUAUACCGCCGCUGUCGGCUAGCGCGAGUCUGGUUGUCAACGUUGUUGAUGCUAACGAUAACGAUCCAGCUUUCAUGCAAACGGCCUAUGAGUUCCAAGUGGAGGAAAAUCACAAGGCGGGUGCGUACGUGGGGAAGAUAUCGGCCACAGACGCGGAUUUGGGUGAAAACGCCGCCGUGAGAUAUAGCCUCUUCCCGUCCAACACAAGUUUCGUCGUGAAUCCCAUUUCCGAAGCAAAAGAUCAAGGCAAUUUGCCGAGGUCUAGUAGAGUUCCUAUAGCCAUUAAAAUAACUGACGUGAAUGACAAUUCACCUGAAAUAAUUGAUCCCAGAGAAGAUGUAGUAAGUGUAAGGGAAGAGCAGCAACCGGGAGCAGAAGUUGCCAGAGUAAAAGCCAUAGACAAAGAUAACGGUGUGUUGACAGCAACUCAAAGCUUAGCCAGUGAGAAUGGAAAAUUUAUUCAUUUACGUGUUAUGGCGAAAGAUAAAGGAAAUCCUCCACAGAGUUCAGUGGGACUUAUUGAAAUUCGCGUUGGUGAUUUCAGUGAUCAAUCACCCACUCUAAGCUUUCAAAAUGCAACGUAUAAUGUCACCAUAGACGAAAAUCUUUCCUAUGGCAAAGAAGUGUUGCAAGUAACGGCGUUAAGGAGCGACGGUCGACGUCAAAGAAUCAUUUACGAAUUCGGAAAUGGUAAUGAUCAGUACGCAUUUGAAAUAGAUUCGAACACGGGCGUUAUAAGAGUCAACAAUUCCGAAAAUUUGGAUUACGAGUCACAUCAAGGGCCCAGUCGGCAGCUCGUUGUAGUUGCACGAACUGAAGGCUCUCCGAACAUGUACGCCUAUUGCGACGUCACCGUAAAUCUGCUGGACCAGAACGAUCACGCUCCUAAAUUUACUCAACAACAAUACAUAGCUAACGUACUUGAAGGAAACACGAAGGGGGAAUUCGUCGUGCAACUCGCAGCUAAAGAUGAUGAUCGUGGGGCAAAUGCGAGAAUUCUAUACCACAUUGUGGACGGCAAUCACGAUAACGCUUUCAUAAUCGAACCUGCGUUUUCCGGAUCGGUAAAAACUAAUAUAGUACUCGACCGCGAGAUAAGAGAGAUGUACAAGCUAACCGUAAUUGCGACGGACGAAGGUGACCCACAAAUGACCGGAACAGCCACACUCAGGAUCAACGUGGUUGACGUAAAUGACAAUCAGCCAACGUUCCCACCACCGAAUGUCAUUUCGAUAUCCGAAGGAGCGGAAGUCGGAUCGAUACUGACAUCUGUUACGGCAAAUGACGUUGACACAUAUCCCGCUCUUAAGUACGCUAUUGUUCAAGGGGACAAUACGUUCUCAAUAGACAGAUAUAGCGGGAAGAUUGUACUCAAUAAACCUUUGGAUUACGAAAUGAGACAAGAGUAUGAGGUGAAUAUCACGGCGUCCGACACUGAACAUGUGGCGAGAACAACGUUAACAAUUAAGGUUACGGAUGUCAACGACAAUAGCCCAGUUUUCGAUGAAAUCUCUUAUAACAGAGUGUUGCCAGAAGGAUCGGGCUCGCUUGAAAUCGCCAAGGUUAGCGCUAGGGACAGAGAUAUCGGUGACAACGGUCGACUGUCCUAUUCUUUACUACGACCAAGCGACGGCUACUAUAUAGACGCAAUCACCGGCGCUAUGUUCGUGAACUACAGCGCACUGCCGGCCAACCAACGUGACACGCAGCUGGCCGUACUGGCCACAGACCACGGAAAGCCCAAUAGAAGCGCAGUUGCUUCCGUGAGGAUCAGCACGGGGGCAUCCUCGGAGAUCAAACCGUUUAUUGGGCAAGAUACUUACAGAAUUACUGUUAAUGAAGACACGGAAAAAGGAUCAUCGCUUCUACAAAUUGGCGGCAUCAAUGAUGUUCUCAAAAAAUAUAAUCUCGACUUUCACAUUAUAUCUGGAAACGAAGGUGAUACCUUUGAUGUCACUAUGGAGGGCGCCCUAAUAUUAGUCAAUAGUCUUGACAGAGAGGUUCAAGAUUCGUAUGUACUUGGGCUGGCUGCGGUAGAACAAGGAAAAGUUUUAUCAUACAAUCAGAACAAAACAUCUAUCACCAUCUUCGUUACCGUUGCAGACGCAAAUGAUAAUGCGCCAGUAUUCUCUUUAAGUGACUUCGACAUAUCAGUGAGCGAAAGCGUGAAGAUUGGCCACACUCUCACACAGGUGUCAGCUACUGACGCGGACCUAUUCAAUACACCGAAUGCAGCAAUCCUUUACAACAUCACGUCUGGGGAUGAUGAAAAACUUUUUUACAUACAUCCAACAACUGGUAUAUUGACCGUUAACAAGACACUAGACUAUGACAUUGGCAACCCUAAAUUCAAACUUGUGAUAGUUGCAUGCGAUCAGGGUUCACCCUGUUUGUGUAAUACCGCGUACAUAGAGGUUGAUGUUCUCGAUGAGAACGAUAAUGCACCAACUUUCCCAGUCUCCGAAUACUUUGAGACUAUCGGUGAAAACGAACGAGUCGGUACUUCCAUUUUCAUCGCGAGAGCAACAGAUCUGGACAAAGGCAAAUAUGGUAAACUGAACUAUUCUAUAAUACCAAAUUAUAACAGAAACGACGACUCGUGGAAAAUGUUCCAGAUAGAUGCAUUCUCGGGUUUAGUUAACUCAAAUGCUGUUUUUGAUUAUGAACAGAAAUAUAAGUAUGAAUUUUCGAUCAAAGCUUCAGACUUGGGGGGUAAAAGUUCAACAGUAAAAGUUAGAAUUGAUGUGGAGAGUCGUGAUGAGUUUUAUCCGCAAUUCACACAAAAAACUUACAACUUUGGUGUUCCAAAGUCAGGAUCGUUACCAAUGGGUUACAUGAUUGGUCAAGUAACUGCGACUGAUAGAGAUAAAGGUAUCGACGGUCGCAUAGUCUAUCAAUUGUCAACGUCACAUUCAUACUUUAAAAUAAACAGAACUACAGGCAUCAUUAUACUAAAGAAGAAAGUUGAUUCGGUUCAAAGUGUUUUUGGAGGUGACAAAUCUAUCAGUUUGGUUGUGACAGCUAGUUCUGGACGCCAAGGAUCGCUAACAAACAAAACUGCAGUAGAAAUGUUACUUGAUCCAUUAGCUGUAGUGUCCGAUAAUACUAAUUUAAUAAACGACACGUCUGUCGCACAAAGUAGUGGACUAUCAGAUUGGGCAUUAGGAUUACUCAUUGCAUUUAUAUUUAUAAUUAUUAUAUUCGCUGCAGCAUUUUUAUUUCUCCACAUGAAAAACAAAAGGCACAAGAAAGUUAAUAAACCAGACCUUAGUUCUGACGGAGUUGGUGCGACCAACAGCUACGUAGACCCUAGUGGCUUCGAUACAAUACAGAUAAGAAACACAGGACCUGUUAACGCAGCAAACCAAUUUGCUCCUCCAAAGUAUGAUGAAAUUCCUCCUUACGGACCGCAUACGGCUAGUUCGAAUUCUGGUGCAGCAACAACCUCUGAACUCUCCGGCUCUGACCAAUCAGGGUCUAGUGGUCGGGGGUCCGCUGAAGAUGGGGAGGAUGGUGAAGAUGAGGAAAUUAGAAUGAUAAAUGAAGGACCACUACAAAGAGAAUCAGGUCUGCAUAGACAAUCUAAUGGAGUAGACGACGAUAACCUCUCCGACGUUUCAGUACAUAACACUCAAGAAUACCUAGCAAGACUUGGUAUAGUUGAUACCGGAACGGGUGGUGGAGCUUCAACUUCUUCAAGGAGAUGUUCAGAGAAUGUCGGAAACAAAGAUACAAUGCUGCAUCAUGGACCAAUCGACUCUAUGCACAUUUUCGACGAAGACGGUGCCCACGAGAAUGAUAUAACGAAUCUUAUAUAUGCAAAGCUGAAUGAAGUGACUGGCAGUGAGAGAGCGAGUAGUGCAGAUGAAGCUAGUGCCGCUGUAGAUAGGGCUAUGGCUUUAGGGGCAUUUCCUAGUGCUCCGGGUGAAAAUACCGCCGUACCCACAGCUGGACCUUCAAUGACUGGUAGUCUAAGCUCUAUCGUGCAUUCCGAAGAAGAGUUGACAGGCAGUUACAAUUGGGACUACCUCCUUGACUGGGGUCCCCGGUACCAGCCUUUAGCACAUGUGUUCUCGGAAAUAGCGCAUUUAAAGGACGAUGCCGUUUCACUUCAGAGUGGCAACAGUGGCGCUUCUAGCGCUAAGAGUAAAGGGACUUCUAUAACAGGAGGAAAAAGUGUCCCACCACCCUUGUUAACUACGGUUGCACCGAGAAGUUGCCCGGCACCUUCUUUAUCCUGUCGACAGCCGCAGCAUUUGUUACCGAGAUCACCGAUUAGCCACGAUGUUCCAGGCGGAUUUUCCGCCGCCGCGGCCAUGUCUCCGUCCUUUUCGCCAUCCCUGUCACCUCUAGCUACUAGAUCCCCCUCAAUGUCACCUCUUGUGGGGCCAGGUUUACCACCGGCCCCGGCUAACAGAAAACCACCCCAUUCGACAAUGAGAAUA